Molecule: messenger RNA, 3084 nt
Organism: Neltuma alba
Lineage: Eukaryota; Viridiplantae; Streptophyta; Magnoliopsida; Fabales; Fabaceae
Product: pentatricopeptide repeat-containing protein At5g61400-like
Exons: 2
Coding region: 370-2373 (667 amino acids)
Molecular function (GO): protein binding
Source: RefSeq, a predicted model, not a curated record
CGCACCUCCCUCAGCGGACAGCAUGGUGUUCGUGUAGUGCGGAUGACUCUGAUCGUUCGGCCGUGCUUCGGUAUUGUGGAAACUGAAGUAAUGGAAAGAAUUGCGAGAUUCCAUAAUGUAUUGUAAUAGAUGCUGUGAAAAUCAAUCUCAGUUCUUGAGAUCCUACAGGCCGUUUUGCCAUUGUACAGCCGGAGCCAUCGCAGGUGCCAUCACUGGUGCUUCAGCUGCUAGUAUAUUUGGAAAAAAAUGGUGAUUUUACUGCAAAGUGAAUUGACAAAUCAGGGCAUAUCUGCUUCUGGUUGUCAAAGAUGGCAUGCAUUGAAGGUGCAAAAUAGAUCAAAGCGAAAUUCUCCUCCCAUCAUCUAAGCAAUGUUGAUGCUUAUUUGGCGAAAAGCCAUCCCUGUAAAUUUCAACCACCCUUCAACAUUAUUGAGAUCCACAUCCUUCUCACGGUCUUCUUCCUCUUCUCCCUUAUCUCCAUCAGAUCCAUGUAUUAUCAACACCAUUCUCAAUUGCAGAACCCAUAAUGAAGCACUAUGGUACUUCAACAAUGCUUCCAGGCGAGUUAAUGCAGCAAGGAAUCCCCAACUUUAUGCUGCUAUGAUUCACAUCUUAACAGGGGCUAAGCAGUAUAGUGAAGCCAGGUGCUUGACAAAACACCUCUUUCAGAAGCUCCAAGAGUCACAAAAUCCCCAUAGCACAUGCUCUUUUCUCUUUGGUGUUCUCAUUCAUUUAGAGAGUUCUAAAUUCAGCACCAAUGUAUUUGGAGUUUUAAUUGUUUCCUUGUGCGAGAUGGGUCUUGUUGAGGAAGCCUUGUGGGUGUAUAAACGGAUAAGAAUUUUGCCUAUGUUGCAGGCUUGCAAUGCACUUUUACAUGGGUUGCUCAAGCUAGAAAGAUUUGAUUGCAUGUGGAAGUUAUAUGAGGACAUGGUGUCACUUGGUUUUUCUCCUACGGUUAUUACUUAUGGCAUAUUAAUUCAUUGUUCUUGUAGACAAGGUGACACAGUGAAAGCACACAAGCUGUUUGACAAAAUGGUGGAGAAGCGGAUUCAACCGACUGUUGUGAUAUACACAAUUCUUAUACGUGUCCUUUGCAAUGAGGGUAGAAUGGCAAAAGCAGAGGACAUGUUUAGGUUGAUGAGAGAAUCUGGUGUAGUUCCAAAUUCAUACACUUACAAUACCCUAAUGGAUGGUUAUUGCAAGAUUGCUAAUGCUAAACGAGCUUUUGAUUUGUUUCAGGACAUGCUUCAUCAUAGCUUGCACCCAGACGUUGUGACGUUUGCUAUACUAAUAGAUGUUCUGUGCAAAAUGGGUAAAACGAAAGCUGCCCAAAAGUGUUUUGCUUAUAUGGCAAAAUUUGGUAUUGUUCCUAAUGCCUAUAUUUAUAAUUCCUUAAUUGAUGGCUACUGCAAGGCUGGAAACUUGGAUGAAGCAAUGCGUUUAGGACUAGAAAUGGAAAGAUUGGAGGUUUUGCCAGAUGUGUUCACAUACAAUAUACUUAUCAAGGGUCUGAGUGACUCUGGUAGAUUGGAAGAAGCUAAUGAAAUAUUGCAGAAAAUGGACACAGCAGGGGUGCGUGCAAAUUCCGUGACAUACAAUAUAAUCAUUGAUGGAUACUGUAAAGAGGGAAAUAUGGAGAGGGCUGUUAAGACGUGUUCCCAAAUGUCCGAAAGUAAAAUAGAACCUAAUGUCAUCACAUUUGCUACAUUAAUUGAUGGGUUUUGCAAGACAGGAAAUAUAAAAGCCGCAAUGGGUUUGUACACAGAAAUGGAAAUCAAAGGUCUUGUGCCUGAUGUGGUUGCUUACACAGCAUUAAUUGAUGGGCAUUGCAAGGAUGGAAACAUGGACGGGGCUUUCAGGCUGUACAAGGAGAUGCUAGAUGCAGGAUUUACACCCAAUGCUUUUACAGUCUGUUGUUUGAUUGAUGGCCUUUUUAAAGAUGGAAGGACUUCUGAUGCAAUUGAACUAUUCUUGGAGAGAACUGGGGCUAGUUACUCUAGAGAUCAUAUGGAUAAUUUGGAUGAGGAAAAUGACAUUUUUUCUCCAAACAGGGUGAUGUACGCCAUCAUAAUUCAAGGUUUGUGUAAGGAUGGACAGGUCUUCAAGGCCACUAGGUUUUUUGCAGAUAUGAGAUCUUGCAGUUUACAACCGGACAUGUUAGUAUAUGCCAACAUGCUGCAGGCACAUUUCCAAUCCAAGCACAUGCUAGAUGUGAUGCUGUUGCAUGCAGACAUGCUCAAACUGGGCGUCAUGCCGAAUACUUUUAUUCAUCGUGUACUGUCUAGGGGCUAUCAAGCAAAUGGAUAUUUGAAGUCGGCUCGUAUGUGCUAUGAGAACUUAAUGGAAUAUGGUAUUCACUGUUCUUGCAAGUAGUAGUUUGUGCUGGCUACUGAAUUACUGAAACAUGAAAUUCUCGGUAAUGACUCCGUUCCGAAAUAUUAAAACAUGCAGUAUGCUUCAUGUGCUGAAGAUAAAUUAUUAGGAAGAUUUAACAAAUGGCGUCAGUUAGUUAUAAUCGUAACUUUAGCGUUCGGUUGUGCUGGAGAUGAAUAUUCCGGUUCUGUUUGUAUCUUCAACGCUGCUCCAACAUUCCGAAUGUUGGGCUAGGGAAGAUGCAUCCCUGUUUCUGACUUUCCGUUUGUGACAGGGAUCUUGUCAUUCUUUAGAUAGGCUCUUCUUUGUUGGUAGCAAGAAAAAUGACAUGAGGGAUAGCUUAUUUAGGAACUCAUGUCUGACUCUUGGGUACGAGGAUGAACUUAUAUCGACGACGAGGAAACAGCGUUCACGGGACAUCAAUAGCUGUCACUCAUCUUGAAUUCAGCUUACCAGACAAGCCUCAUAUUGGCUGGAAAUGGUUCUUUCAGUUCAAUGAAGCAAAUCCUUAAACAAAGCACCUUUAAUGCAACUGUUACACCAACCUCUGCUUAGAAAGAUAGCCAGGAAGCAUAUAUCAACCGCAGAUGUCAGAGACAUGGCUUACAGUACCAGUGGGGGCCUUGCAAUUUUCCAGUAAUAGAUGUGUGUGAUAUAGGCAUGUGGUAUUUUGCUGGAAGGUUAUGUUUACUGUAGCAUUUGAUGAGAAAC